This is a messenger RNA of Zootermopsis nevadensis, 2790 nucleotides long. Its product is annotated as gustatory receptor for sugar taste 64f. Gene Ontology annotation, molecular function: taste receptor activity. The record is from RefSeq and is a predicted model, not a curated record. Lineage: Eukaryota; Metazoa; Arthropoda; Insecta; Blattodea; Termopsidae. Gene Ontology annotation, biological process: sensory perception of chemical stimulus; detection of chemical stimulus involved in sensory perception of taste. Gene Ontology annotation, cellular component: membrane.
GAUACAUUUUAAAAUGGUGUAUUUUUAUAUUUGUUCCUAGUUUUCACGUAAACUUUUGGAAGCUAAUUACAUAAUUUUGUAGAAAUUCAAGGGAGACAUCUCGUUAGAUAUAACUGUACUAAUUUACUAAGUAAUAGUAUCACGUGGAACUGAACGUCGUAGGUUCGAUUCCCACUAAGGACAGCACGAAUUUUCUCUUUUACUACCAUUUUCAUAUUCUUUCGAGAGUGUUGGGGUAUGACAACUGACCGCUAUUCCACGGCCCCUAUACGCUCCAAUGGCGUAGUGUUGAUCCAUCCCUGACUUACAUUAAGUCUCUGCCAUAACGAAGUGUUCGUGAAGACUUGAAUGCAUCGAGACACGGUGUGAUUUUAUCAGGAUUAAUCACCCUGGGAACCGCGUAGGCACACUUCCGACAGAAAGAGGGCAAUGACAGGCAAGCAGUGCACUGUAGAACAUGUAAAACAGACGACAACGUACACUAACUGGUUUGUUCACACAUCAGAAGAAGGACGAGAGAGCAAGUUUAUUGUUUUUGUUCUCGAAGGAAAGCGUCUCUAAACUGGAUCAGCAUCUUUCUCCUGAGGUCUCCGCGCCUCAAGUUCACUGUAUAACUUCGACUGCCAAAAACGCCCAACCACAAUAUAUUCACCCUGAAGAUGUUAACGGUAAUGUCUGUAGAAACGCUGUAUAAUUUUUAACAUGCGUUGUACAUUCAUACAUCAGAAUCGUUUUUUUAUAUGAAAGAUGUGUACUUAUCGAUAAUCGUCAGAUCCGAAGGUCCUUCGGACCCUACGCUACGCCGAAAACCAACAGCACAUCCUCACCGUAGCGAAAACAUCAAAUCUCACACAAAUCAGUGGACAUUCCACUUCUAACCCCUGAUCUCGGGGAAAAUCUCUCUUGUCUCCAGCAGUUUCUCAUGUCUGUUGGCCGCCAUUUUCCAUCACGCACCAUUGUCAACAAAAGACGGUCUAGAGGCGUAACGAACAAAGUUGUUCACGGAGGGAUAGGAAACGAUCACAAUAAAAAGAACGAAAAACGAGAAAUCUCGCGGAAAACGAGAAACGGCGAGACAUCCUGGGAUGCAUGUACUUCGUUUUUGCACGCAUUUGCAACGCCUUCACAUACACACCGGUAAUUGUUUCCGUGUUCCCGGUUGUCGGUACGAGGUCGGACCGGCUGCAGAAUUGGCGCGAACGGCAACGACUAGUUUGAAGCUGAAAACUGCGGCAUUCAAAUUCAGUGGCUCUGGCGGCGAUCCACCGGAGUCGCUCGCCGAGAUCCUAGCUUCUAUGACGUCAGCUUCGUUCACUGAUAAACGUUCUAUUCAGGUUUAUGGGAAUAUUGAGGGGUCAGGCAGGAGGAGGCACGAGGUGAUGACCAUUUCCCCUCAAGAAGAAAUCCACGGACACGCUGCAGUGGCGGACUCUGGUUUAAGCUCGUUCCAUCGGACCAUCGCCCCUCUAACUGUGAUGGCGCAAUGCUUUGCGCUGUUACCCGUCCACGGGGUCACUGCCCCAAGCCCGAAAGCCCUCAGGUUCCGGUGGAUGAGCGCCCGCGUGGCCUACACGAUCGCCGUCCUCUUCUCGCUGCUCUUCAUGGUCUUCUUCUGUAUCCUCUACAUCCUGCAGAUCGGUGGGACAUUCCAGGAUGCUCAGUGCAUGAUCUUCUACGGCAUUGCGACGGCCACCUACGGCGCGUUCCUGCAUUUGGCCGGGCGAUGGCCACGGCUCGUGGUGCAGUGGAGCGCCGUAGAACACGCCCAGAGCUGCUACGGCUCGUCAAAGUCGCUGCGCCUCAAAAUCCGGUGUAUCACGGCACUGCUUCUCGCGGGAGCAGCAAUAGAACACUUCCUUAACGAGUACAACAACCUGAGUUUCGCGGCGCGUCACGCCAACACCACGUCAGGCGUCGUGCAACAGUACAUGCUGAGAAGCCACCAUCACUUGUUCACUUACCUCGGCUACUCUCACGCAUGCGCAGUCUUCGCGUCCGUGGCCGCCGCUCUGGCCACGUUUUCCUGGAACUUCAUGGACCUGUUCAUAGCUGUCACCAGCAUCGCGCUGACGGAUCGCUUCCGCCUGCUAAACCGAAACCUGCAGGCCUUCAGGGGCAAGCGAAUGUCCGCGGAGUUCUGGAAGCAGACACGUGAACGCUACACCAGUCUCAUGUACCUGACCGACACCCUCAACUUGGGCGUGUCUCACGUGGUGCUGCUGUCUUUUGGAAGCAACCUUUACUUCAUAUGUCUCCAGCUCUUCAACAGUCUCAAUCCACUUAAGAACUGGUACGAGCGGGUCUACUUCUAUUGGUCCUUCGGGUUCCUGUUGCUCCGCACAGCCACUGUGUCUCUCUCUGUGGCCGGCAUCAACGACGAGAGUCGUCUACCCCGGGUCCUGAUGUACGCCCUUCCGUCAGACAGCUACAAUGACGAAGUUUCGCGGUUCCAGCAGCUCGUUACAACGUGCCACGUGGCUCUCACCGGCCUCAGCUUCUUCUCUGUGACCCGGACAAUGCUGCUUACGAUGGCGGGGACGAUUGUGACGUACGAAAUCGUGCUGGUCCAGUUUAGUCACGUCAACACGUAAAUCGCCGAAGGCUGCAACUGCUACGCGCUCCUUGUAGGACAGGAUAAUUUAUGAGGAGCUGUGACAUUCGUGAACCACACCUUUUUUGAAAAUAAAAUGUUUGUGCAUUCGUAGGAUUGAAAAUUGAAAAUUCUGUGACGUCAUAUCUAUAUGUCGGUCCAGAAGUCGCUAUUUGAGUGACGCCUCGUCCAUUUGUAAA